CGUUCAGGGAGGACGGUGCAUGAGGGGUUUCCCUUCUCCUCUCAGAGCCCUGGCUCUGCAGGAUGGGGCUGAGCCCCUCCAAGGCGCACCCCAAGGUGACCAGGGUGGCCCCGGUGCCCAGCCAGGAGGAUGUGCCCGCUCUGACUGCCCUGCACGGGCUCCCAGGAGAGCCAGGACAGCCCUGGGGAAAGCCCAUCUUCCACCUGGAGCUUCCACCUCUGCGGGAGACCUGGUACGGGAGAGCCUCUGCAGGGCCCCUCUCUUUGAACACCUUGCCAGGGAAGGAUGGGACCAGCAUCAUCCAGCAGCACCCACCGCGGAGGCCCCAAAGGCUUGAACCUGCCAUCCCUCCACAAGCACUCACUCCUGCAAAGCCCUGGAGUCAGCGAGAAGCGGCUGCAAGCCCAAAGCCAAAGGCGCUGGAGAAGAGAGGGCAAAGCCUGAAUCUCCUCCCUGGCAGGAGGCAGCACUUGCACAAGCUUCAGAUGCUGGACUUGACCCGCAAGCGACGAGAGGCGGAGCUGAAGCGGAAUCUCCACAGGGAGGCGAAAAUCAAUAAGCAAAGAAUCAAGGAAUUCAGCCCCAAGGAUGUCCUUGACACUCCCCAGGGAGGCGGCAGCUCCAGAAGCCCAGACCCUUUCCCUGCUGGGCACAAUCAGCCUUUUCCUGAAGACGACCCUGGAAACACGUGGGGUGGAGCGCUCUCCAGGCAGCCUGACAGGGCUGAACUCUCUCCAGAUGGGAAGGGGAAGGUUGACCUCUGGUUCCGCAGGGAGCCACGGACCAGGGACCUGUUCUGGGACUCCUCCAGCACAGGGUCAGAGGAGUGGGAGAGGGAGGAGAAGAUUCACCACAAACCCACGCUGGUGAGGACCAGGACAGAGAGAGUUUCCCUCUUUGAUGACUUCUUUGACAGGGAUUUCUAGUGGCAUGGCUCGGGGUGUGCCAAAGAAACGAGCCCCAGCCCUGGAGGGGCUGGAACCUCCCAGACAGAGGGGCUGGCUGCAAGUGGAAUUCCUGUGAGUAUGGAAAGACCUCGGGAAAGGAGGAGCUCACUGACGUGGGGUGAAUAAAAACCCUCUGGGUUGUGUGGCUGAAUCAAAAUAUCUGGGGAAGAAAGCCUUGGAUGGAGCAACAGUGAAAUGGGGGUAGAGAGAGGAGGAGGGGGAUGG
This is a messenger RNA of Hirundo rustica (Barn swallow), 1172 nucleotides long. RefSeq names its product coiled-coil domain containing 198 (gene CCDC198). The record is from RefSeq and is a predicted model, not a curated record. Lineage: Eukaryota; Metazoa; Chordata; Aves; Passeriformes; Hirundinidae. The transcript is spliced from 6 exons. The coding region runs from base 63 to 926 and encodes 287 amino acids.